UUUAGCUGCUGGUUGCAGAUCUGGCUGGAAAGAAAAUAUUCAGCUCCCCUUUCAAGCAAUGGAGGAUAUAUAUGCUAAUGUUCAACCUGUCAAACUUAUUCCCCAAAUUUCUGCACGAAAUUACCGAGGUUCAAGCAGCUCUGAGAAGAGGCUCUAUUUAGGUAUUAUUAUUGCUUUCGGGCUCCUUAAUGUUUCCCUCCUGGCUGGACUGGUCGUCCUUGGUGUCUACUAUCAUAAAACAGAUGAAAUGGCCGCAGGUCUCAGCGCCAGCGGCAAUCUGACUGGAUGUCAACAGGAUGGAAAUAACAAGAUGUCAUCUCUGAUUGAGGAACGAGACCUGCUGAAUGCCAACCUCACUGCAGUUACUAAAGAGCUGAUGAAGCUUCGAGAAUCAACAUGUCCUAAAGGAUGGAUAACACUCAACGUUUCCUGUUACUAUUUCUCUAACGAAGCCGGUUCCUGGGAUGAAGCCAGGAGCGACUGCAUUCACAGAGGAGCAGAUCUGCUAGUGAUGAACAAUGCUGAGGAGAAGACAUUCCUUGCUGCACUCUUCAAGAAGGAAGCUUGGAUUGGUUUAAAUGAUAAAGAAACUGAGGGUUCCUGGAAAUGGGUUGAUGGAACCUCCCCGGAGUUCAAGAACUGGCAUGACUCUCAGCCUAAUAAUGGUGGGACCAGUGGAAGAUGGGGCGAGGAGGACUGUGCACAUGUCUAUAACAACGACAAAGCGUCUUGGAAUGAUUUUUCAUGUGAUGGUGCUAAACACUGGAUCUGUGAAAAAGUGCUGAAAUUGGGUGUUUGAAAAAAAAGGUCUCUAAAUAUAAUGUUUUAUAUUUUAUUCUUGAGUUUUAAGUAUUCCAUCUCUAAAAACAAAGCUUUUAUAAAGUGCUUUAGUAGUCCUGCUUCUAGAUACACUGAAUUUAAAUAUUACAAUAAACUCUAUUUUCUGCU
This is a messenger RNA of Xiphophorus maculatus (southern platyfish), 948 nucleotides long. RefSeq names its product C-type lectin domain family 17, member A-like. The coding region runs from base 59 to 799 and encodes 246 amino acids. The record is from RefSeq and is a predicted model, not a curated record. NCBI's taxonomy places the organism in Eukaryota, Metazoa, Chordata, Actinopteri, Cyprinodontiformes, Poeciliidae. The transcript has 6 exons.